Brenthis ino (lesser marbled fritillary) is the source of this 2397-nucleotide messenger RNA. Lineage: Eukaryota; Metazoa; Arthropoda; Insecta; Lepidoptera; Nymphalidae. The record is from the annotation of a GenBank genome assembly.
AUGCCUCAUCGCUGCGCUUUUGGAUGUAAAAACACCAACAGUGGUGUGGUGAUGCAUAUGUUUCCAAAUCCAAAAAGAUUUCCUGAGCACUUCCAUGCAUGGGUAAGUCUUCUCGGAGGAAAGUUUGGAAGAUUAUCAGAUCAUGAAAUCUACUUAAGAAAGAGGAUUUGUGAUAUACAUUUCACUGAUGCACAUAAAAAUCGGUAUAAGCGCCUCAAUGCAUUAGCAAUGCCAACAUUGUAUCUACCAGGUAACAUCGGCAAAAUCACCAAAAUAGCUAAUAGUGGUAUUAGUGGUUCUGAACCUGCCAUUCCAGCUGUGAUACCUCCACUUCAUGAUACAAAUACAGGUGAACCAAACCACAUACCAUCGACAGCAGCUGUAUUGUCAGAACACAAUUACAGUGCUAUAAGCAGAACCAGUAGGAAUAUGUUGUCUAAAGCUGUGCCGCUUAACUAUCAAUGCAUGCAGAUGAAACCACUUCAUUAUAAGAUGAAAAUCAUGCGUAAUAAGAUAUGUUGUUUGCGAAAAAAAGUACAAUGUUUUAAGGAAAGAUUUGCUGCUACUCAAAAACUGUGCAACAAUGUGGCUUUCAGACAUGUCACAAAAAAUAUGACAAAAGCGGCACAACUUUUUGCUCACAUGCAGCUACAGAGCACCAAGAAGCCCAAAGGUAGACGGUUUUCUAUGGAAGAGAAAGUUUUGUCAGCAUCACUUUUUAAAAAAAGUCCAAAGUGCUAUAGACUUCUGUGCAAAUAUUUCGCUCUCCCAUCAUCAAAGUCCAUGAAACGUCUACUUGGCCAAAUUAAAUUAACUCCAGGAAUAAACAAAAUAAUUUUUAAAAAAAUUAAAGAAACUGUACGAGAAAAAGAGGUGAGCGAUCGGCUCUGCACGCUCAUCUUUGAUGAAAUGUCAAUUACUCCACAAAUAAUGUAUAAUGCGCAGAAAGAUACACUUGAAGGUUUUGCUUCAAAUAAAGAAUCUGCAUUUGCUGAUCACGUCCUAGUGUUCAUGGUCAAGGGAGUUAUAAGUAAUUUUAAGCAGCCAGUAGCAUAUUACUUUACUAAUAGUUUAAAUAAGAUAACACUUAAAAAUAUCAUUAAAAGUGUCAUUGAGCACACACUUGAGACUGGGCUUAUCAUUACAAGUACAGUAUGCGAUCAAAGCCCAGUUAAUGUUGGAGCGAUUACUGAAUUAAUUAAUGAAACAAGAGCUUCAUACUUUUGGCGCAACAAAAAUUGGAAUAAAGACAUGUUCCGUGUUAAAAAUCAAAAUAUAAUUCCAUUAUAUGAUACUCCACAUCUAAUAAAAGGAAUCAGAAAUAAUAUAAUCACAAAAGAUUUAAUAUAUACCAUAGAUGGCCAAGAAAAAAUUAUCAAGUGGGAAUAUUUCCAAUUAGUGUAUAAUGCAGACAAGUCUUACAAAGAGUUGCGUCUCCUCAAUAAAUUAACUGAAGCACAUGUGAUUCCCGAAAAAAUUAAUAAAAUGCGGGUCAAAUCAGCAACACAGUUAUUUAGUCACAGUGUUGCUGUAGUGACUGAACAUUUAACAGCAAGAGGUGACCUUCCUAAUGAAUGCCGACAAUUAAUAGAUUUUAUUUUGUUACUUGAUAAUCUGUUUGAUUCAUUAAAUGUUAGCAGUUUAUCUGUUGAAAAUGGUAAAAUUUAUAAAGGGUCUAUUAAACGCAAUUCACCUCAUCAUCAAUUAUGGCAAAAAGCUAAAGAAAUAUUAAAAACCACAAAAUAUAUUAAGAAAGUUAGAUUUGGAGAUAAAACGAGAUUGACAGAAACUAUUGCACCAUCUAUAACAAAUUUAAUUAAAACUGUAGAGGGUAUAGAAUCUCUUUGGAAGUUAUUGUCUAGAAAAUAUGGCAUUGAUGCAAUGUUGACAAGAAAUUUCAACCAAGACCCUAUAGAAAACUUUUUCGGGAAUAUCAGGAGUUAUGGUGUUAGAAACAUUGCUCCAAAUACUGUCUCAUUUGAGGGGGCCUUGAAGGCUUUGAUGAUAAAUAAUUAUAGUGAGCCCCAUUCAAGUGGAGCAAAUUGUGAAGAAGAUCACAAUGAGUGUCUUCAAAGUUUGGACUUCUUCCUUAAAGAUAAGAACAUAAUAACUCCUGAUAUCCCUGAUACUAAUGAUACUAUUCAUUUUAACAGUGAAAUUUGCUUUGACCAAUCCAAUGAAAUUGACGCUGGUCAAAGCAAUUAUGUCUGCGGAUGGGUUUUAAAGAGAUGCCUUAAAUUUAUAAUAAAAGGUUGUCAACAUUGCAAACAAACAUUGUUUGAAAAUGAUAUAUCAAAUGACAAUAAUUCAUAUAUCUAUGCCAAAGAGUACAUGAAUAAAAAUGGCUGUGCUAUCCUAAUAAAGAAGUGGAAUCGUAUUUCAAAGAAAUCCAGAAUA